Messenger RNA from Miscanthus lutarioriparius, 828 nucleotides. The record is from the annotation of a GenBank genome assembly. Lineage: Eukaryota; Viridiplantae; Streptophyta; Magnoliopsida; Poales; Poaceae.
AUGGGUCAACAAGAAAAACCCAGGGACCAGGAAUCCCAAGCGAUGCAAGUGGUUGGCGGUGGCGCGGGCGUGCUCGUGCUUGCCGGCCUUUUUUGGAUGACGGUGCUUGCCGGCCUUGUUUGGCUGACAGUGUAUGCCUGGCGUUUACCUACCCCGAGGGACCCAUAUUACAUGGUCUCGAUCACCGGCGUCGACGGCCUGAACCAGGAGGCGACGACGAGCGGCGGCGUGCCGACGACGACGCUGUCGCCAGUGUUCAACCUCACGGUCCGCAUCGACAGCUCCGGCUACGCGUGGUACCGCGCGUGCGUCGGGGAGCUAUCCUCGGCGGUGGUGUCGUACGGCGACGCGUUCCUGGGCAAGGGCUCCGUGCCGCCGUUCUGCGCCGGGGAAGCACGAGGUGCAGCCGUGCAGGAGCGCGAGGCCACGGCGUGGGGAGAGGACGUGGUGCUGCCGAGGUUCCUGCGGGAACGCCUGAGCGCCGAGCUGGAGCGGGGCGAGGCGUCGUUGGACGUACAGGUGACUAUGCCGGCGGGAGGUGACUAUGCCGGCGGGCUGUUCCCGGUGCACCGACAAGGUGCUUGUCUGCAGCAAGGUCAAGAUCGGAGGGGGUUCUUCUCCGUGCCGCGUGAAGCCAGUCUAUGUGCGGUCUGCGCCAGCCGCAGGACGAUCAACCAGUUAAACAUGGAGGACUUGUUACGUUCAAGUUACUGGGUUCAAUUUGUGGUGCAAGUAUGUGCAGUUCUGCAUUGUUACCGAGCAUCUACAGGAGUACCUAAAAAAAUCCUCCCAAAACACUGGAUUUCCAAACUUCCCAAAACAUAUUAG